Messenger RNA from Durio zibethinus, 1167 nucleotides. The record is from RefSeq and is a predicted model, not a curated record. Lineage: Eukaryota; Viridiplantae; Streptophyta; Magnoliopsida; Malvales; Malvaceae.
AUGAACAAAAGAUUUCAUUUGUACUUUUGGUCAUUAUUUAGUCAUGCUCAUUUAAAUUUGAGUGGCUGCAUUUCCUGUGUUGCUAUUUUACUGAUUUGUGUUCACUGCAGAUGGAACAGUUAUAAUCAUUUCCCCUGCAAGAUUACUGAGGAGCUAAUUCGGCAGACAGCUGAUGCUAUGGUUUCUAGUGGACUGUCAGCCCUUGGAUAUGAGUAUAUUAAUCUAGAUGAUUGUUGGGCUGAAUUGAAUAGAGACUCUGAGGGCAACUUAGUGGCAAAAGCUUCUCUUUUUCCCUCUGGGAUGAAGGCACUGGCAGAUUACGUCCACAGCAAGGGGCUUAAGAUCGGGAUUUAUGCUGAUGCUGGGACUUUAACGUGCAGCAAGCAAAUGCCAGGGUCUCUUGGUCAUGAGCAACAAGAUGCUAACACCUUUGCUUCUUGGGGUAUUGACUAUCUAAAAUAUGACAAUUGCCACAACCAAGGAGUGAGCCCACAGGAAAGAUAUUCAAAGAUGGGCAAAGCUCUUCUAAACACCGGUAGACCUAUCUUCUACUCUCUUUGCGAAUGGGGCUUCGAAGACCCAGCAACUUGGGCACCUAGCAUUGGGAAUAGUUGGAGAACAACUGGAGACAUCAAGGAUACUUGGGAGAGUAUGAUAUCGCGUGCUGAUAUUAAUGAUAAAUGGACUUCUUAUGCUGGACCUGGCGGAUGGAAUGACCCAGACAUGCUUGAGGUAGGCAAUGGAGGAAUGUCAACAGAAGAAUACCGCUCUCACUUCAGCUUAUGGGCUUUAGCUAAGGCUCCACUUAUUCUUGGAUGCGAUAUCCGUUCCAUGGAUGAUGACACAUUCGAAUUGCUUAGCAACAAGGAGGUUAUAGCUGUUAAUCAAGAUAAACUGGGGGUUCAAGGGAAGAAGGUCAGAAAGACUGGAGAUCUGGAGGUGUGGGCUGGUCCUUUAACUGAGAACAGAGUUGCCUUAAUCUUAUUAAACAGAGGUUUAUCGAGUGCUACCAUAACUGCAAAAUGGGAUGACAUUGGGCUCAACUCAUCUACAGUAGUCGAUGCUCGAGAUUUGUGGGCGCAUUCAACUACGAACUCUGUCAAAUAUCAAAUUAAGCGAACUGUUGAAUCCCAUGCAUGCAAGUUUUAUGUCCUCACGCCACAGUAG